GGCGGGUCCGUGCCGUACCACUUCAACAUCCGGGCCACACAGAUCCGCUGCGCAUCGGUGCCUGACGUCAGCGAGCAGCUGCAGAGCUCAGCGUGCGGGCGCCGAAAUAGAGGCAUGGUGCGCCACAAACGUACUGCCAUGACCAGCGUGGACGGCAACCACGCCAGACCGAGGGCUGACGAAGACCCGGUCAGGCCGGAAAACGGCGAGGACGAGCAGCAGGAGUAUCUGGGCACGGACGGCUUCUCAAGCGGCGUACUGGACGUCGACACACCAUGGCUCAAUUUCCCAUACGACUAUCUCAGAUCGUUCGACAUACAGGACAAGUUCGCGUCCGCCAGAAAAACCCUGACGCGCAUCCUGGGUGGCUCGGAGACAGGCGUCAAUGAGUGGCCGUGGCAGGUGGCACUGCUGAAGCGCAAGAACCUCUCCUCCCGCUCCAUCGCCUUCUUCUGUGGCGGCGUGCUCAUCAACGAGGAGUACGCGCUGACGGCGGCUCACUGCCUGACGAACUAG
Molecule: messenger RNA, 516 nt
Organism: Pollicipes pollicipes
Lineage: Eukaryota; Metazoa; Arthropoda; Thecostraca; Pollicipedomorpha; Pollicipedidae
Product: plasminogen-like
Exons: 4
Coding region: 115-516 (133 amino acids)
Biological process (GO): proteolysis
Molecular function (GO): serine-type endopeptidase activity
Source: RefSeq, a predicted model, not a curated record